GAGGGGGAGCGUUUUGAUAGAGGCUUACAAUUUUGAAAGCACGCUAUCUGGUCUACGUUUCUUUUUACGGUAUCUUCGUAGUCGAGUUUAACGUUUAUAUAACAUUUGUAUAAUCUAUGGCUGAUGUAAAAGAUGAAGAAUUUGAUCUCACCUUUUUGGACGAAGAUGGUAUCGAUGUAGAUGUACCUGACGCCGCUUCAACCCGACUUAUUCACCUCGACAAAGAUACGGAAAUCCCGAAACGAUAUUUGAUUCGCAAGAUUUUUUCACCGCAUUUAGAGCCGCCAGCUCAUUACCACCCUGCUGCAGAAGAGUCCCAAAGAAGGAAAAAGGUUCACAGCAAGUGGGGUACUGAAGUAAUCAAAGGUCGGCAUAGUUAUUCCAAUCAAGAUGACCUUGUAGCCUUAUUAAGCUUUGAAAAUACAUCUAGUUCUCGUAAUUCCAGCCUUGAUGAAACAACCAUCAGAAAAGUAAGACAAGUUUUAUCACAGAAGAGUGGAGAUGACAAUCUAGAACCUCUACGCCAUAGUGCUCUUCAGCUCUUAAUGAAGUUUUCCAGUACUGCCACUUACGACAAACUGGGGCAAUGUUUUUUAGAGGGAAAAAUUGAGGAAAUAUCUCAUUUAAAACUCACUGAGAUUCAAGCUGUGUCUCUAAUAAUUCCCCCACCAUGCUUCAUAGAGAUAGCCAUGCCUACUGAUGAAGGCUCAAAUCUCAAGGAAACCCUUUCCUCACUGUUGGUAUCACAUCAUUCUACUUUCCCAUUCUUAAGUGUUAGAGAACCAGAACACAAAUUUAACAAUGGAUCAAGCCCCUCAAAUUCUCCAGCAUCUAAGACCAGACGGGUGGAUAAUGGUGGUCUAACAAAACCUGCUGUAGGUGUGAUGCUAAUGUUUACACAGCGAGCAGAAAAAAAUUCUGAAAGCUGUUUGAGUGUAGUAAGAGGUAACUCUAAAGAAUGGGAGCAAGUCAAUGUGCCACAAGGAAUUGCAGAAGGACCUGGUGAUGAGGUUUAUUUCAAAGCUGCAAAUAGGGAAGGGCCUGUGUUUGCAGUCAAGAAACUGUCACCUGGUUCUGGAGUUCGCAUUAUACUUUUUGUGAACAAGGACAUAGACGAAGUAGAGCACUUUUACCACCUGAUCACUGGUAAGCAACCACUACACCUAAACAAGAUCGAAGAAGGCCUUAGUACCCGCACAUUCCCUCUAUCACCCAAACUGGAACUGCAACUUGUUUGUCAUCCAGCCCUUACAUCACAUCCUGUGAAAAAUGCUGCUCUUUGCUUCAUGUUGAAAGGGAAUGAUGUGAACGAAAUGUGUUCAGAAAUUCCUGGUGGACUUCGGAACAUUGGUGAAGGACAUUGGCAAGGAAAAGAUCCAGAGGGAAAUGCUGUUAUACUUUAUAGUUUACUAAAAUAGACUGCAACUGUUGUUUCUUGGGUUGCUUGAUAGAUGUAUAUCUUGUGAUAUCUUUACCUGUAAGUAGCAGUUGUGAAGGUGUACAUAUUUUGUGCACUGUAUAUUUUACUUUCUCCAAGGUGUGGCUUAGUCAGUUUUCUUUACAUAAGGACAAACAUGACUGACCUGAAAAUUUUGAUGUCACCUCAUUUUUGGAAGAAAUAAAAAUUUAUCACUAACCCUUACACCCUAAUAUCAGUGUCCAUGUUCUCGAUACUCCUCUCUAUACAUUUCCUUCAGUAAUUUGUUAUCAAUAAAAGCUUCUUACACAGAAUUAGGCUCACAAUCACCUUUGUUAUUCCCAUGAUCUUCGUGGAAUAUUCAGCUGUAUUACUUUAGAAAUUAGAUGCUAGUCACUGUUGAAAGGGCGAAGUUCACAGCAUGUGGUUAUGGAAUAUCCUUAUAUACAGCUUUCAGAAAGCAAUCAAGUGUUCUUUCUCUAGUCAAAGAGUGUUUUUAUUUAAUUUAAUGGAUAUUUUUAAUAACUUUUAUUUAGUAAAGUUCCUUCUGUCAGAAUCCAAAAACUGAAAACAGAUGAAUAUAGCUGAAAUCAAUGUAAAGUGAAAACUCCAAUGGCAUGAAAAAAGUUUUAAUAACAACAGACUUUGUUAAGACACUCAGAGGACUAUAUAGAUUUUGUACACAUUCUGUAGGAUAAGGUUGUGAAAAAAUCUCCCUUAAAUUAAAGCAAGGAUAUUAUAAUAUUUCUACAAAUAUCCAAGUAGAAUCUACUCCACAAUAUGAACUUCAACACUUAAUCUGCCUUUUUUUUGUUGCUUAAGAUAGAUAGUAACGUAUAGAGGUAACAAGAAAUUUGCUUUCCGUGGCAGUCACGUGUAGAUAUCACAUAUGGAUUAAUUUAGUUUCAAUUAAACAUCUAGUAUCACUGAACAAGGUAUGGUACUUAGUGGUAUGGUAUUCAUGGUAGGUUAUUGAAGGCACAGCUGUUGUAACUUACCGGUAAUCAAACAUGAAGCAGC
Messenger RNA from Pocillopora verrucosa, 2437 nucleotides. RefSeq lists its product as uncharacterized. The record is from RefSeq and is a predicted model, not a curated record. Lineage: Eukaryota; Metazoa; Cnidaria; Anthozoa; Scleractinia; Pocilloporidae.